Mucor mucedo is the source of this 1921-nucleotide messenger RNA. RefSeq names its product coth protein-domain-containing protein. The coding region runs from base 32 to 1852 and encodes 606 amino acids. The record is from RefSeq and is a predicted model, not a curated record. The transcript has 3 exons. NCBI's taxonomy places the organism in Eukaryota, Fungi, Mucoromycota, Mucoromycetes, Mucorales, Mucoraceae.
CUUGAUAUCGUAGUAACUGAUAUUCUUUCAAAUGCUGACAUUAUCUGCUGCCAUUUGUAUUCUUCCUGCUGUCUUUAUGACAUCAGUGAUAGCCUCAUCCAACAUCACCUACAAUGUGAUCUCUUUGGUCCCUAAUAACACCACAGUGGGUGUUAUUAUUGAUAGCCAGGUAUACCCUUUAAGUACCGUCAGCGACGACUCUGCUCUACUUCAUAUCGGUCAAGCUCCCGCGGCUGAUACCUACAAGUAUGCUUUACUUUUCAAGGAAAACACCACCAUCAUUGAAACCGAAAGCUUCGCUCGUAAUGGUACCAAUGAAGACACAUUAAACGAAUACUAUGGCAGAUCUUGGAACUCUUGGGCGUUGGAUAAAAUUCCUACAAUACUUCCACCUCUUCCUAUUAUUGAUCGUAUCGAAUCUAAACUUCAUAUCGACGGUGAAAUUCCUACUAUCCAUUUAACCGGAAACCAAACAGCUAUUGAUUAUAUGCAUGCCAAUCAAGAAAGUAAAGAUAUUGAUAUCUACUUAAAUAUGACGUAUAUAAGCCCAAACGCUGUGAAAAGCUAUCAAAACAUUUCAGUGGCUAUUUCGGGGCAUAGUACAAGAUCUUAUGCAAAGUUGUCUUACAAGCUAAAACUUCAAAAGGACGACGACCUGUACCACUACCGUCAAUUGAAACUGAGAUCAAUGGCUACCGAUUCCUCCUACAUGCGAGAAGAGCUGGCAUACGACAUUGCUGAGUCUAUCGGUAUCCCUUCAUCAAGAUAUAGUUAUGCGCGUCUUUACAUAAACGACCAACCACUUGGACUUUUCGGAUUUUCAGAAAAUCUCAAGAAUCCAUGGAUCAAGAAUGAGUUUGCAGCUGGGUCCAAGAAAUACGUACGAGGCACUUUAUUUGUUACAGAUGUUUCAGGAGGUCAAUCAACGGGUGGUGGUCAAGUCAUGGGCAAUCAAACUACCAACACAAUGGAUCAUCAAGCUACUGGUGCAAUGGGAAAUCAAACAAAUGGUGGCUCUCCUCCACAAAAUCAAACUGAUGGUGGGAUGGGCGGUGGCGGCGGUGGGGGAGGAGAUUUAGUUAGCAGUGCAAGUACUUCUGAUUUAUCUUAUCUUGGGGACAAUGUUACCUUAUAUAGCGCCGGUCAGUAUUCUCUUAAAGAAGACCCUUCAACAGGAACAGCCAACUACACACGUAUCAUGGACUUGACUAAAUUUAUCUCGGAACAAUCCAACACCACAUCAGACGACUCUGCUAUUUCUCUCUGGCAAGAAAAGAUGGAUACAGAUAGUUUUCUUCGCGGCCUGGCUCUUGAGAUUGUCAUCUCCAACUCAGAUGCAUACUUCACGAUGGCUAAUAACUAUAUUUUGUACGACGACUUAGAAAAUGAACGCUUGUUAUUCAGUGGCCAAGAUUUUGAUUUAUCCAUGGGUCAUACCAUGUACAACGUCACAUUGAUGAAUGGAGCAAACUACACAGAGUACCCCGGAUUCUCUACCCGUCCUUUGAUGACAAGAAUGCUUCAAGUACCACAAUUCAAGCAAGAUUUUGAAAAUUUACUUGUGAAUAUCACAAAAGAGCUUGUCAAUCUUGAAAUCUUGGAAACACGUAUUGAUCAGAUUGCCGCUAUGAUUACAGAAGAUGUUGCUUGGGACAAGUCGUGUGCUCGUGUCGGUUCUUCCUCCUCCUCGGGUGGUGGAGUAAGCAGUGCGGAUUCAAACACUACCUCGACCGAUAUUGACUUUGUAAGUGCUGUCAAUGGGCCUACUAAUGUUUCAAAUAACUUGGGCAUAAAGGAAUGGUUGAGCCUUCGUAGUACCAACUUGUUGUCCUAUUUUAACCAGACAAUGUAAUUUAUAACAAUAACCCCAAGAUACUGUAUACCUGAAAUAAAAUACCGCAGAGAAAAUGUUUAUAACAAA